This is a messenger RNA of Chelonoidis abingdonii (Abingdon island giant tortoise), 1994 nucleotides long. The record is from RefSeq and is a predicted model, not a curated record. Lineage: Eukaryota; Metazoa; Chordata; Testudines; Testudinidae.
UCAAUGCCUGGGUCAGUAGCCCAGAGGAGGCACAUACAGUAUAGGAGCAGACUAAUCCACAUUACAGCAAAUAUCUUUCCAGGAAGCUGGAAGAAAGUAUAAAAGAGAUCCAUCGACAUUAUCACUUGACCCCUUCCCCCCAUCUCAACAUCUGGAAGCACAUCUGAAAGACAAAGGCCUCAGGCUGGAAGAUGGUCCCAGGCUGUGUGCUGGGGAGCUGUAACCUACUUUGACCAGCUGUCAGGAUGCCGGUGACCUUCGAGGAAGUGGCUGUGUAUUUCACCCAGGAGGAAUGGGCCUUGCUGGACCCGGGUCAGAGAGCCCUGUACAGGGAUGUCAUGCAGGAGAAUUACAGGAAUGUGACCUCACUGGGUUUUCCAAUUCCCAAGCCCAGCAUGAUCUCCCAGUUGGACCGAGGGGAAGAGCCGUGGGUCACUGAUCUCCAGGGGUCCCAGACUAGAGAGAUCCAGCGAAACAUCCCCAGAGGGACUGACUCCUGUCCGGAUUCUCUCUCUGUCCCAGCAGGUGAUGAACCAGUGAGUGAGAGCAAUGAAGAGAAUUCUUGUCCCGCAGGCCCUGAGCGAAUGGAACCAAAGGGGACGUUGCUAGGAAGGUGUGAAGAGGAUGAUUCACAGAGUCCUGUGCAUGCCAGAGAAACUCAGUGUAGGCCAGAGAAGCAGCAGGGAAACCACCCAGGGAAAACACUGGGUGAAUCCACUCACCGAGGGGGAGGUUCGGAGGAUCCCAAUGUGGCCACGAUCCAGGCGAGAAUCUGCACUAAGGAAAAGCGAUUCGAAUGUGCCGAGUGCAGGAAAUGCUUCAGUUCUGGAUCACACCUUGUUAGACAUCAGAGAUCUCACACAGGAGAGACCCCCUAUCACUGCCUUGAGUGUGGGAAACAAUUCAAUGACCAAUCAAACCUUAUUAGACAUCAGCGAACCCACACAGGAGAGAGACCCCAUGAGUGCCCUGACUGCGGGAAAUGCUUCAGUCAGAGGUCAGGCCUUAUUGUACAUCAGAGAAUCCACACGGGAGAGAAAUGCCAUAAAUGCCCUGACUGUGGACAAACCUUCACUCAGAGUGCACAUGUAACUAGACAUCAGAGGAUUCACACGGGCGAGAGACCUUAUGGUUGCCCAGAGUGUGGAGAAAGCUUUGCUUGUACCUCAGACCUUAUUGUACACCUGAGAGUCCACACGGGGGAGAAACCUUAUAGCUGCCCCGACUGUGGACAAAGCUUCACUCAGAGUCAUCACCUUACUGACCAUCGGAGAAUUCACACAGGAUGACCAUGGCAGCUGGCACCUGGGCAUUUGGCCCGAGCAAUCCUCUGCCGGAACGGAAGGUUGCACAACCACAGUGACAUCUAUGCCAUCAAACCUGUUGGUUCCCACUCUGUUCUGGUAGGGAUCCAGGGAUCUGACAUCAGGAAUCUGGUCAGGAGCAAAUCCUGAGCUGCCUGCAGUGUCUGCGGGAGGAGAGAGCAGAGCUCCUGGGACUGAAAUCCGACUGGGACAAGGAGAGUGAGAGGCUCCUGAGGCAGACGGAAGUGGAGCGGUGGCUGGUGGUGGUUGAGUGCGAGCGGCUGCGCCAGUUCCUGGCUGAACAAGAGCGCCUCCUGCUGGCCCGGCUGGGAGAGCUGGACAAGGAGGGAGGAAAAUGCCACCCGCCUGGGUGAGGAGAUUUCCCGGCUCAGCACCCUGAUCACAGAGCUGGAGGGGAAGUGUCAGCAGCCGGUGCUGGAAUUGCUUCAGAGACACAUCUCCACAUCUGGCGCCCGAGUCCCCUGAGCUGGAAAAGAGAAUCCGGGAUUUCCCGCAAAAGAACAAUCUCCAGGAGGCAGUGCCGGGAUUCCUGAGGGCUGGCUGCAGAGAGAGGACGUCAGCUCUGCCCCACAGUCUCUGCAAUGAACCCCGCUCUGGGUGACUCUGCUCUGUGAAUUCUCACCUCUCUUUCUCUGCUGGUUGUUCCAGGACUCAGAAGAGCCCGAGGAU